AUGGCCCUGCCCUGUCGGCAACUGCUCGCUGCCGUCUGCCCCACCUCCGUCUUCCACGUCAUCGACACGUGGGUGACAGCACCGGACGCUGCCACCAGUGGAACCUCGGUCAACGCGGUCAACGGGCCAAGGCAGGAUCCGAGCGCUGGCCCCUGGUCACUGGCGCUCACUAAGGGCGGGGGGUUUGCGCCCGCGACGGGCGGAAGCGGGGGACGGGAGGAGGUCCUGCGCAGGCUUGGGGGCGCGCUUGGGGGGAGCGGGGUUGGGCAGGUGGGAGAAGGGAAUGCGCGCGGCAGGGGCAUUUCCGGAACCGCUGCGCCUGCAGGCGUCCCCCAGCCGGUUUCAGAGGUGUCUGGCGCAGAGGCGGAAGUAGGCGCAGCGGGAGGCGCAGAUGCAGGAGCAGCGGAGGGAUCAGUUGCGUGGGGAGCAGAAGCGGAAGUAGAAGUGAAGGCGAAGGUGGGGGGGCAGGCAAUAGCGGAGGACACGGAGCCUAUGUGGACGUUAGAUUUGGACCCCAUCCGACGUGGCUCGUUCCGAUUAGGCCAGCUACAGCGCGCUCAGGGUCAGAGCAGCAGCAACCUGAAGGAGGGUUUAAGCGAGAGCAUUAGGGUUUCUGGGGGCGAUUUUAGCAGCACCAACUGGGAAAAACUGGUGGCGGAACGAUUCUCAGAUCCGCAGCGCGCCGAGCCGAGUUCCAGCGGCAGGGUUUCGGGUUCAGGGGUGAGGGGGAGAGGAGGGGAGGGAGGCGGGGAGUGCGGGGACGGCGCAAGGCAGCAGUGUUUGGUUGGCGGAAAGGAGCAGCGGAGACAGCAGCAGCGGCAGCGGCAGCAGCAGGUGCAGCUGGCGCAGCAGCGGCACUACACAGAUUCCGCGCUUGGCGGAAUCUUUUCCGCUGCGCCAUCAUCCUCAUCAGCGGCGGCAGUGUCUUCCGCCGCUGGCGGCGCAGCUGCCGCGAGCGCGCACGAGGCGCUGGAGCGCGGGGACGGGCGCGGGGGCAUGCCGGUGGCGGAAGAAGCGCUGUGGCGCGCGCGGGUGGCGGAGCUGAUGCGCGUGGCGCUGGAGGAGGUGGAGGAGCGGCGCAGCAAGCUGAAGGUCCGCGCGGAGGACGAGGAGAGGCAGAGACAGCGCGAGGUAGAGGCGUUCAAGAAGGCGGCGGAGGAGUACCGGCGGGAGCAGCAGGAGAUGAUGAAGAAGCGCAUGGGCCCGCGCACGGGCAUGGGGAAACAGCUCAUGUCGCAGUGGUUCGCGCGCCUCAAGAGCGCCGUGCUGGAGGAACGCGCGCGCUAUGAGACCGGGGGGGAGCGCGCGCCGUCCAGCAGUGCUGCCAGCGGCGGCAGCAGCAGCAGUGGGAAGAGUAGAGGUGGGGGAACGGGGGUUGGUCAGCUGACGAGCGCGGACCGCGCGUUACAGGUGUUUGGGGACUUUCUGGUGAAGGUAGACGCGGAGAAGCUCGCAGCCAUCACCCUGAACCGCACUGUGGACCUGCUACUAUCGGAGCAGGUGCGCAUGGCGCGCGGCAGGGACGGCGCGCAGGGGCAGCGCCAGGGGGGAUUCGGCGGGGGCGCGGGGGGCGCGGGCGGGGGUGGGGGCGGGGGCGGGGUGCGGGGGGAGACGGAGAAAGGGCACAAGUCGUUUGCGAAGGCUGUGUCUCUGGCGACGCAGAUUGGGAAGGCUGUGGAGGUGGAGAUGAACCUGGCGCGCGUGCAGGAGGAGGUGAGGCGGAGCAUGCGCGUGCUCAAGAAGAAGCAGCGCCAACAGGCUGCUAGAGACGCGGAGCAGGCGGAGGCAGGCGCGGAGGCUGCGGACGGGGGAGGAGCAGCAGGGGGAGGAGCGGUGGAAGGAGCCGUGGGAGGAGCAGGGGCGGAGGGCGCGGGGGUGAAGGGGAAGGGGAAGGGGAAAGCGGGGAAGGGGGGCGGGGGCGCGGGGGAGGCGGGGGCGGGGGCGUUGGCGGGGGCGGGGGAGGCGGAGGUGGAUAUGGAGCGCAUGGCGCAGCAGAGGGACGUGCUGCGGAAGCUGAGGAAGGAGAGCCAGCUGUCGGAGUGGCAGAAGAAGCGGCUUGUAGCGGCGGCUGUAGCGCAGGCGCAGGAGCCGUGGAGCACGGAGCAUUAUGUCCAGGUGGGGUCGUGCCUCAUCCAGCUGCUGCUGCAGUCCGCUCACGUGCCCAAGUCGCUGCUGACGGGGAAGAAGAAGGGGGAUGGGGAAGGGGAUAGUGGUCCAGACGGCGGAGCAGCGAAGGGAAAGAAAGAAGGCGAGGGUGUGAGUGAGGGGAAGAAUGGUGCGGCGGAGGGGGGUGCGGCAGAGGAGGAGUUUGUGCCGGCGUUUGUGAUGGAUCGAGUGAAACUGGGCACUGGCGGCGCGCAUCAGCGGUACGGAGUGGUGGCAUGCGCCACAGAGCUCAGUGACAUUCUUGACAACUUCGUAAGACGCCAUGCCUUAGAACAACACAAUGACAAGAUGGGUCGUGUGCCUCUCCUUCAAAUGUGUGCGGCAGUGACAAGAUGGGUCGUGCGUAUCUAA
Molecule: messenger RNA, 2517 nt
Organism: Closterium sp. NIES-65
Lineage: Eukaryota; Viridiplantae; Streptophyta; Zygnematophyceae; Desmidiales; Closteriaceae
Source: the annotation of a GenBank genome assembly